AUGGCGUAUCCGGAGAAUGUCGGCAUUAAGGCUAUGGAAAUCUACGUUCCGGCACAGUGCCUGGACCAAUCUCUCUUUGAGAAACACCAAGGAGUUUCCCCCGGCAAGUACACCAUUGGACUGGGCCUUCGGUACAUGAACUAUUGCACCGAUAGAGAAGAUGUCUGCUCUCUGGCCUUGACAGCUGUCUCUUCACUGCUCCGCAAGUUCAACAUCGAUCCCAACUCUAUUGGACGUCUGGAGGUGGGCACCGAGUCACUUAUCGACAAAGCCAAGUCUGUCAAAUCAGUUCUCACGACCCUGUUUGAGCCAUUCGGCAACACAAGUCUAGAAGGUGUUGACACAGUCCAUGCUUGCUAUGGCGGUACCAACGCUUUGUUCAAUGCUGUCAAUUGGGUAGAGUCUCGUUCAUGGGACGGCAGAGAUGCUAUUGUCGUUACAUCGGACAUAGCUCUCUACAAAGAGGCUUCCUCGCGCCCAACAGGUGGUGCUGGUUGCAUCGCCAUGCUUGUCGGCCCGAACGCGCUGCUUUCCCUAGAACCAAGCUUGCGAGGUGUCUACAUGACCCACACAUACGACUUUUACAAACCUGACCCUAAAGUCGAGUUCCCCAUCGUCAAUGGCCAUGAAUCCAUCUCCUGCUACCUCAGCGCCCUGGAUGAAUGCCACAAGGACCUACUCCGUCGUGUUGAGGCCGCCAAGAGCACGCCCAGUCUUGAUGGACCAAUGAGUGCGUCGAAGAAUGUCCUUGACCUUUUUGACUACAUGGCGUUUCAUACCCCAAACUGCAAACUGGUCAGCAAGUCGUACGGCCGACUCAAGUACAAUGAUUGUCUGAAGUCUACCGACGGCUCUGAUUGGGAAGGGAUCCCUGACGAGCUCCGCAAGCUAGGCUAUGAAGAGUCCUUGAAAGACAAAGCACUGGAGAAAGCUCUCGUGGCCCUAACCAAGGCUCAGUUCAAGAAGCGGGUCGAGCCAUGUAUCACCGCACCAGCCUUAUGUGGAAACAUGUACACCAGCAGUCUCUACUGUUCCCUCAUCAGCUUAAUCAGCAAUAUUGAUCUUACAGCUGGAGAAGGAAAAACAAUCGGCAUGUUUAGCUACGGAAGCGGCGCUGCUAGUACCCUCUUCACCCUGAAGGUUACUGGUGAUCUCACAAAGAUGGUUGAGAAAGUCGAUUUGAUGAAUCGGCUGAAGCAGCGACACAUCUCGACUCCUGAGGAGUAUGAAGAGGCCUGCGUUCUUCGAAUGAAAGCCUACGGAAGGAAGAGUUACAAUCCUGUUGGUGAUGUAGCCUCCCUGGCACCUGGGACAUACUACUUGGAGAACAUCGAUGACAUGUACCGGAGGACCUAUGCCAUUAAA
This is a messenger RNA of Aplosporella prunicola CBS 121167, 1365 nucleotides long. RefSeq lists its product as uncharacterized. Gene Ontology annotation, molecular function: hydroxymethylglutaryl-CoA synthase activity. The record is from RefSeq and is a predicted model, not a curated record. The transcript is spliced from 5 exons. The annotation marks the transcript as partial. Lineage: Eukaryota; Fungi; Ascomycota; Dothideomycetes; Botryosphaeriales; Aplosporellaceae. Gene Ontology annotation, biological process: ergosterol biosynthetic process; acetyl-CoA metabolic process.